AUGGAUUUCCGCAAAAAUAUAUUAACAACCGAGGUCCUCCCGCACGCCCAGUCGCCGUCCUACCAAGUGAAAACGACCGCGUUACGAAUACUGGGCGCGACCAAAAGUUUCGGAGAUCUGUCGCAGUUCGCAGACGUACAUACACUCGAGUACGAGCUGAGGGGGAAGGUGUCACAUGCCGAUGCUGAACUUAUACUAUGGUGUGUAGAAUACAGGCUACCGAACAGCGAGCGACUGUUACAGGCGGCCAUCUUGUUUUACGAUAAUUUGCCGCAAGCCGUGCGGAAGAAGAUCGUUGUUAAGGGCAUUUCUAAAUCGCCGCCGGAGCUCAAGAGAGCAGCCAUACAGUUCCUGAUAUCACAAUCGUGCGAAGACCCGGUUGCGCGCGUGUGGCGCGACCUUCUGGAAGAUGAUGACGUCACGGUCGUGAUGGCUGGCGUCCGGGAGCUGGCUGACUGUCUGGCAGCAGCCUUACAGGCGGUACAGGAAGACGAAACUCAGGAACUGCCCCCAAAGCUGUCUUCCCUGUUACGCCUAGCAUCUCUAGUUCCGGCCGCACAUGCGUUACCGCUGCGUGCGUGCGGCCCGCAGCUGCGGGGGCUCGUUCACCACGCCGCUACGCUAAACGCCGCUAAAGCUUUACUUGCGGGGGCCAGUGACUUGUACAAGGUGAGUGUAGAGCCAUAUGUAGAGUUACAAGCAUCUCUAGUUCCGCCCGCACAUGCGUUACCGCUGCGUGCGUGCGGCCCGCAGCUGCGGGGACUCGUUCACCACGCCGCUACGCGAAACGCCGCUAAACCUUUACUUGCCAGUGACUUGUAUAAGGUGAGUGUAGAGCCAUAUGUAGAGCUACAGGCAUCUCUAGUUCCGCCCACACAUGCGUUACCGCUGCGUGCGUGCGGCCCGCAGCAGCGGGGGCUCGUUCACCACGCUGCUACGCUAAAUGCCGCUAAAGCUUUACUUGCCAGUGACUUGUACAAGGUGAGUGUAGAGCCAUAUGUAGAGCUACAAGCAUCUCUAGUUCAGCCCGCACAUGCGUUACCGCUGCGAGCGUGGGGCCUGCAGCUGCGGUUCGAUUAA
Molecule: messenger RNA, 1080 nt
Organism: Cydia splendana
Lineage: Eukaryota; Metazoa; Arthropoda; Insecta; Lepidoptera; Tortricidae
Exons: 5
Coding region: 1-1080 (359 amino acids)
Source: RefSeq, a predicted model, not a curated record